Molecule: messenger RNA, 976 nt
Organism: Eurytemora carolleeae
Lineage: Eukaryota; Metazoa; Arthropoda; Copepoda; Calanoida; Temoridae
Product: serine protease inhibitor dipetalogastin-like
Exons: 2
Coding region: 1-852 (283 amino acids)
Molecular function (GO): protein binding
Source: RefSeq, a predicted model, not a curated record
AUGAUGGAUAUUACUAUGACAGCGAUUGCAAAGCACGGUUAUGACUUUGACAAAAGCGUAUGCGGGGAUGAUGGAUACACAUAUGACAAUGAUUGCAAGGCCCGAUGUUAUAGUACGGGAGUUGCUUGCAAUGGCCAAUGUCCAUGUACAGGCACUGGUACAGGUGUGGUCACUGGAUGUUCAGCAUGUACAUCCUAUUAUGAUCCUGUUUGUGGUGCAGACGGGCAAACAUACUCAAACUAUUGCCAAGCAAACUGCAAAAAUGUUCCGGUGCAGUGUGAAGGUACUUGCCCCUGUACUAACACCGUAUGUUCUUGUACUGGCUAUGACAAUAGCAAAAGUGUAUGCGGGGAUGAUGGGUACACAUAUGAUAAUGACUGUAAGGCCCGAUGCUAUAACACAGGAGUGGCCUGCAAUGGUCAAUGCCCGUGUUCUGGUACAGGUACCGGCACGGUGACUGGUUGUGCUGGUUGUACAACCUAUUAUGAUCCUGUUUGCGGGACCAAUGGACAAACAUACACUAACUACUGCCAAGCAAAUUGUAAUAAUAUUGCAGUCCAAUGUGAGGGUAUAUGUCCGUGCACAAAUAACGUUUGCUCCUGCUCAGGAUACGACUAUGAUAAAAGUGUAUGCGGAGAUGAUGGAUACACAUAUGACAAUGAUUGCAAAGCCCGAUGUUAUAAUACUGGAGUUGCCUGCAAUGGACAAUGUCCAUGUUAUUCUGAGGGCUGUGACUGUGACAGAGAUCUAAGCGGUUUUGUUUGUGGACAAGAUGGAGUAACGUAUAGAAGUUUCUGCAGUGCCAACUGCUUUGGUUCUAAGGUUGCCUACAAUGGGACAUGUAAACCUUGAGAGUUCAUGGCUAAUUCAAAUCUUACAUCAGCGCUGGUGGAGGGGAUAAAAAUGCUUAUAUUUUAUAAUUAUUUUAUAAUUGGAUAUAUAUUAUGUUUUAUAUAACAAUUUUGAUAAACACAUA